Molecule: messenger RNA, 967 nt
Organism: Perognathus longimembris pacificus (Pacific pocket mouse)
Lineage: Eukaryota; Metazoa; Chordata; Mammalia; Rodentia; Heteromyidae
Gene: Anp32a
Product: acidic nuclear phosphoprotein 32 family member A
Exons: 7
Coding region: 197-946 (249 amino acids)
Biological process (GO): regulation of apoptotic process; nucleocytoplasmic transport
Cellular component (GO): perinuclear region of cytoplasm; nucleus
Molecular function (GO): histone binding
Source: RefSeq, a predicted model, not a curated record
UCAGGUUCGUGUGCGCCGCGGUGCUGGGGGCUCGAGGACCGAGCGGAGCUGGUUGAGCCUUCAAAGUCCUAAAACGCGCGGCCGCGGGUUCGGGGUUUAUUGAUUGAAUUCCGCUGGCGCGGGAGCCUCUGCAGAAAGAGAGAGAGAGAGAGAGAGAGAGUGAGAAAUAGAGCGAGCGAGCGAGCGAGCGCGGAAGAUGGAAGUGGACAAGCGGAUUCAUUUAGAGCUGCGGAACAGGACGCCCUCGGAUGUGAAAGAGCUUGUCCUGGACAACUGCCGGGCGUCCGAAGGCAAAAUCGAGGGCCUCACAGACGAGUUCAAAGAGCUGGAGUUCUUGAGUACCAUCAACAUCGGCCUCUCCUCCGUCGCAAACUUACCAAAGUUAAACAAACUUAAGAAGCUUGAACUGAGCGAUAACAGAAUCACGGGGGGCCUGGAAGUAUUGGCAGAAAAGUGUCCGAACCUUACGCAUCUAAAUUUAAGUGGCAACAAAAUUAAAGACCUCAGCACGAUAGAGCCACUGAAGAAGUUAGAGAACCUCAAGAGCUUAGACCUUUUCAACUGCGAGGUGACCAACCUGAACGACUACCGAGAAAGCGUGUUCGAGCUCCUCCCGCAGCUCACGUACCUGGACGGCUACGACCGGGACGACAAGGAGGCCCCCGACUCCGACGCCGAGGGCUACGUGGAAGGCCUGGACGACGACGACGAGGAUGAGGAUGAGGAGGAGUACGAGGAAGACGCCCAGGUGGUGGAAGACGACGAGGACGAGGACGAGGAGGAGGAAGGGGAGGAGGAGGACGUGAGCGGAGAGGAGGAGGAGGAUGAAGAAGGCUACAACGACGGCGAGGUGGACGAGGAGGAGGACGAGGAGGAGCUCGGGGAAGAAGAGAAGGGCCAGAAGCGGAAACGAGAGCCGGAGGACGAGGGCGAGGAGGACGACUAGAGCGGAAGAUAACCUAUUUUG